Messenger RNA from Loa loa (African eye worm), 462 nucleotides. RefSeq lists its product as hypothetical. The record is from RefSeq and is a predicted model, not a curated record. The coding region runs from base 1 to 462 and encodes 153 amino acids. NCBI's taxonomy places the organism in Eukaryota, Metazoa, Nematoda, Chromadorea, Rhabditida, Onchocercidae. The transcript is spliced from 3 exons.
AUGAAAGAAAUACAAAAAGCUGCAUAUAACAAACCACAACAACAGUGGUACGAAUUUUGUAAAGCAGAAGUUAAGCGUGCAAACGAGUCUGCACGGCGCUCUGGUCGUGGUGCACUUUCCAUAUACAUACAUACAUACAUAUAUACAUAUACACACACAUGCACACACACACCCAACGUUCUUAUAUUAGGACCUCAUGGGAAGCGUACAUAUACACGUACGCGCGCACACACACAUACGCAUAUACACUCACAUGCAUUAUACAUUUAUACAUUCACAUACAUGCAUACAUACACUCACACACACGCACACGUACACACACAUUCACACACAUACAUACACACACUAACAUACAUACACACAUACACAUAUAACAUACACACAUCUACACAUACGCACACUUACAUUAACAUCGACACUCACAUACAUACAUACACAUACACAUACACACAUACACACUAA